Molecule: messenger RNA, 1880 nt
Organism: Truncatella angustata
Lineage: Eukaryota; Fungi; Ascomycota; Sordariomycetes; Amphisphaeriales; Sporocadaceae
Product: DUF1593-domain-containing protein
Exons: 2
Coding region: 135-1601 (488 amino acids)
Molecular function (GO): hydrolase activity, hydrolyzing N-glycosyl compounds
Source: RefSeq, a predicted model, not a curated record
CUUUGGUGUUAGUCAAUUUCCGAUGACAAGCCUACAAUUCAAUAACUAUAGAUAGUAGCUCGACAACUCAAUUGUCAUGGACGAGAUUAACCUCAAACGUAACAAUACUCUGCUCUCAUGACCUAAGUACAGCUAUGGUUAAUUCCAACUUCUCAGUGGCGGCAGUUCUGACUGCAACUUGUCUCUUCUCGUCCUACAUUACCGGCAUAUCUGCUUCUCAAAUCAGUGGACAAUGCGCAACCUCGAGAUAUGCACGACAGCCCCGGGCGUUGAUCGCAACAGAUAUGUCGAACGAGCCCGACGAUCAAAUGUCCCUCGUUCGCUUGCUCACCUACGCCAAUGAAAUCAACAUCACCACUAUAGCUGGCAUUACAUCCAACUGGAAGAACGAUUCAAUCGACCUUGACACCAUCAAAACAGUAAUCGGGGGCUAUGGUACUGUAGUGGAUAGUCUGAACGCCAAUCUUGUUUAUGGAGCAAUUGCUUACCCGACGAGCGACGAGCUGUUGGGGAGAGUCCGGGCAGGAUGGCCAGUAUACGGGCUGGCUGCUCUUGACCAAGACGAGAUUAGUGACGCAGCAAAACAGUUGAUCCAGGAUGUUGACGAAAGCAGCAUCUCAGACCCCCAAUAUGUCCUCCUGUGGGGUGGUGCGAAUGUGCUCGCAGAAGCCUUACAUUAUGUCACGAAAAAUCGAAUCAGCUCAUCGGUCGAUGAAUUCGUUUCCAAAGUUCGGGUCUAUUCGAUCUCCGAUCAAGACAAUGCUGGGAUAUGGAUUCGAUCGAACUAUCCUAAGAUCUUCUAUGUUGUAUCGUUGCAAGGGAUGAAUGAGUAUAUCAUGGCGUCAUGGAACGGCAUAUCCGGUGAGAAGUUUCGACACUUCGAUCAGGGAGGUCCUGAUUCAUCCAUCGUCACAAACGAAUGGCUCGAUGAGCACAUUCGGUUUGGACCACUAGGUGCGCAUUAUCCACAAUACCAAUUCAUCAUGGAAGGCGAUACGCCGUCAUACUUUCCACUCAUUCAAAACGGGCUUGGCGAUCCUGAGCAUCCUGAGUGGGGAAGUUGGGGCGGAAGGUUUACUCCACAAGAUAUCUCUGGACUUCACCGCGUCUAUGCGGAUACAGCAGAUUAUGUCAGAGGCCAGAGCGGCAAUAUGUACUACAGCAGCUUCGCAACUAUUUGGCGAUGGCGACAGGCAUAUCAAUACGAUUUUGCCGCAAGGAUGCAGUGGACAACAACGGGUUUCAAUGGCACAAAUCACGCGCCAGUGGCGGUGGUGAACGGUACUUGCGGGCCCGAGGCAUUGAAGCUCAAUUAUAGGUUCGGCGACUCUGUCGUGUUGGAUGCAUCCGAGAGUUGGGACCCGGAUGGAGAUGAUCUCUCAUUCCACUGGCUCCACUAUCGAGAAGUGGUGCAAAGACUAGAAGGUCAGAUCGAUAGUGAGAGUAAGAAUGUGUCAAUUGAAAGCCUGAAUGAUCAAGGCAGCCAGGUUAGCCUCACACCACUCAGCAACAUCACCACGCACAUAAUACUCCAAGUCCAGGAUACACAUGAGAUUAAUAUCACUACAUAUCGGCGUGUCAUACUUGACCCGAUAGAGUGACUUGUGAAAGCUCUGGAGGAAUAGCCGGUGUCUUGUGUGAUAUAAGUCACUGUAACAUUACGAAUGCUAGCGUUGGCAAUUGGCAAAAGUUCUGGUGUUCAGAAGUGCACUGCUAACGACGAAGAUCACGAUAACUGCUAAAUUGCGCGUUACUGCAAGUUGAUCCAAGGAACCAAUCAAAAAAUUCAUUAACACCCGACGCCAUGUCCGCGCCGUGAAAUUUCCUAGCAGUCAUAAUCAGAGGUCAUCAUAUCUAAUAAUCAAAGCACAGUCCAGUCC